AUGCGGAGUCUCCUCAAGGCCGCCACCAUCCGGUCUCGUUUCGACCGGUAUCCCGGGUUCCGAUUCCAGAACCUCCGCGACGGGCUUCCGAUGGAGACUCCGCGUUCCUUCCUGUUGACGUCGUCCGACUGGCAAGAGGACUCUCCGGUCGCCCGGAGAUCGUCGUUCGCGUGCAUCAUAGUGGAUUUGAUGAUGGCGAGCUACGGAGUUGAUGUGGCUGAAGAGGUUGGGAUCCCGGUUACGUGUUACUGCAAUUCGCUCCGGUCCUUCAGAUACGAGAUUUUCAAACGGAUCGUGAAUGCCGUGACACAAGCCCACCGGGCAGGCGCUAUAAUACUUCAUACAUUUGAAGAGCUAGAAGGACCGGCAAUUGCUCAAAUACACUCUCAAUGUCCGAAUGUUUAUGCAAUCGGACCACUCCCUGAACACCUGAAGACUAGACUCACUCCCCUUAUCCCUUCAAAAUGCGUAAAGAAACAAGAUGCGACUGAGAAAGAAUGGAAAAAUCAAAUUCCGCCCAAGCUCCUUGAGGAAUCGAGGAGAAAGGGGUACAUAGUUGCAUGGGCUCCACAGGAGGAGGUUGUGGCUCAUAGAGCAGUUGGUGGGUAUCUGACUCAUUGCGGAUGGAGUUUAGCUAUGGAGAGCAUCAUUGCGGGAGUUCCAAUGCUAGGCACUUAUGAUCGAGUCAUAAUCGAGAAGAUGAUAAACGAGCUGAUGGAUACCAUGAGAGAGAAGUUUUCGCAAUCGACAAAUGAAAUGGCAAAACUGACUAAAAAAGAGAAGUUUUCGCAAUCGACAAAUGAAAUGGCAAAACUGGCUAAAAAGGCUGUUGGUAAAGGUGGGUCAUUGGACACCUAUUGA
This is a messenger RNA of Rhododendron vialii, 861 nucleotides long. Its product is annotated as 7-deoxyloganetic acid glucosyltransferase-like. The record is from RefSeq and is a predicted model, not a curated record. Gene Ontology annotation, molecular function: UDP-glycosyltransferase activity. The transcript is spliced from 4 exons. Lineage: Eukaryota; Viridiplantae; Streptophyta; Magnoliopsida; Ericales; Ericaceae. Bases 1 to 861 code for a protein of 286 amino acids.